GGCUCCCUGCCCACCUCUGCUUCCUCCAGGAACACAGGAGUUCCAGAUCACACCAAGGCCGCCAUGAAUUCACUCAGUGAAGCAAACACCCACUUUGCACUUGAUCUGUUCCAACAGUUCAAAAAAUCAGAGAAGGACAACAUCUUCUAUUCCCCUCUCAGCAUCACAUCAGCAUUAGCCAUGACGUACUUAGGGGCCCAAGGAAAUACUGCGCUCCAAAUGGGCAAGGUCUUUCACUUUAAUAAAGUUGCAGACAACACAAGGGAAAGAUCUACAACUACUCACGUUGAAAAGUUGGGAAAUGUGCAUGACCAAUUUCAAAAGCUUUUGACUGAAUUAAUGAAACCCACUGAUGCCUAUGAGCUGAGCAUCGCCAACAGGCUCUAUGGAGAAAAGAAAUUUCAAUUUCAACAGGAAUACGUAGAAAAUGUUAAGAAAUUUUACCUUGCCGGUGUGGAAUCUGCUGAUUUUAUAAAUGCUGCAGAAGAAAGUCGCAAGAAGAUUAAUUCCUGGGUGGAAAGCCAAACAAAUGGAAAAAUCAAGGAUCUCCUUCCCUAUGGCUCUCUCAGCUCUGCCAUUCUGGUUCUGGUGAAUGCAGUCUAUUUCAAAGGGCAGUGGGACAAGAAAUUUGAUAAAAAAAGAACUGUGGAGGAAAAAUUUUGGCUGAACAAGGAUACCAGCAAAUCCGUGCAGAUGAUGAAACAAACCAGAUCUUUUAACUUCACUGACCUGGAGGACAUGCAGGCCAAGAUCCUGGAAAUGCCAUACAACGGUAAAGAUCUAAGCAUGAUAUUGCUGCUGCCUAAUGAAGUGGAUGGUCUGAAGAAGCUUGAAGAGAAACUCACUGCUGAGAAAUUAAUAGAGUGGACAAGCACACAGAAUAUGAGCAAGAGACUUGUGAAUUUAUAUUUACCUCGGUUCAAAUUGGAAGAGAGCUAUGACCUCAAGGAUAUAAUGAUGUCGCUGGGGAUGCUGGAUGCCUUCAGUCCACAGGAUGCUGACUUCUCUGGCAUGACUGGGAGCCGGAGUCUCGUGGUGUCUAAAAUCCGACACAAGUCCUUUGUGGAGGUGAAUGAGGAGGGCACAGAGGCUGCAGCUGCUACGGCCAUAGGACUUGUUACUGCAACAUCAACAUCAAGUUAUGAAAGUUUCCACUGUGAUCACCCUUUCCUGUUCUUCAUCAAGCACAAUAAGACCAACAGCAUCCUCUUCUUGGGCAGAGUCUCUUCCCCAUAGAUGCAAUUAGCCUGCUACUAAUUUAGGAGGAAGUUCCCAGUAGUGCCAAUAUGUUGAUUACUGGAAAAAGACAAGUUCUCUUUAAUUCUUUGUCCUUUUCAAUCUUAUAGUUAUCACUAAGAACAUAACGGUUGAAAUUGUAUGACUGACUAUCUCUCUCUUUCUAUGAACACAUGUAAACCUACUUUAUUUCUCCAUGACAAUUCCCCCUUGGAUAAAAUGUUCAAGGUAAGAUAAAAAGAUAUUUCAACACUCUAUCUUCUCCUAAAUUUGAAAUAUCAUAUCUGUUAUUUCAAAUACUAUAUCUAUUAAUCAAACUUAUUAACCUAGACAACCCCAUUUAUUUGAAUUUAUGUGAUGUCUGGGACCUUACAUCUCUAAACUUUCAAUUUUAUGAAAUACAUUAUCAAUAAAGCAAUGACUUUCUCAUAUUA
Messenger RNA from Equus quagga, 1670 nucleotides. Its product is annotated as serpin B3-like. Bases 64 to 1236 code for a protein of 390 amino acids. Gene Ontology annotation, molecular function: serine-type endopeptidase inhibitor activity. The record is from RefSeq and is a predicted model, not a curated record. NCBI's taxonomy places the organism in Eukaryota, Metazoa, Chordata, Mammalia, Perissodactyla, Equidae. The transcript has 8 exons. Gene Ontology annotation, biological process: negative regulation of endopeptidase activity.